CCCCCCCCCCCCCCCCAUCCCCAUCCACAAUUCAAUAUUUGAAUCGAAGCAUGCAUACGGAGCUGCAUCGAGCGGACGAACCACGCCCUCCCCAUCCAUGCGCCUAGGGACUUGCUUCACGAUUCAACGAUGAAUCGCGGUGCCGAGUCAUUCACGGAUCUCCUCUUCAGCUUUUGUUCCCAGCCGGCUGCAACAGAGGGCGUCCCAGAUCUGGGAUUGCUAGAGGAGGAGGAGGAGGGCGAAGAGCGCAUCCAUCCUAAUUUCCAGAACCAUUCUCCUUCUUCAAGCCAAGAUAGAGAGAAAUAUGGUGCCACAGAUUCAGGAACUCCUGAAGAUUAGGAGGCUAUGCCAGAUUUCUCCAACGUCCCAGAUAUUGACGACGCUGAAGAGACCCAGCCUGAAUCGCAUCCCAUUCCAGUUCCGUGGACUCAAAGGGCCCGACUUGGCAAAAUUCCUGACAGCCGUGCCACAUUAUCGGGAAGGAAAAGUGCUUUGGAAAAAUUCCUACAAGCAAGGUCUACACUGCAGCUAUAGAGGAGGCAAGCAUGGUCCAGGACACAAUAUCAUGUUCUGUUUCAUCAGGGGUCUGGAGGAUAUUUAUGUGAGUGUGGUCUUUACUCUCAUAUGGGCAUGCUGUGCUGUCAUGCUAUUCGCGUGCUGCUACAUCUCGGAGUUAGGGAGAUCCUAGAAGUACACAUCAUGAAGAGAUGGACGAAGAACGCUUGCGAGAACCUGCCAGAGCAUCUGAUGAUAUAUAAAGCAUGCAAUUCUGCACUGAAGGACGCAACUUAUCGUCACUCUUCCUUGUACAGUAAGGCGCUCGAGAUUGUUCAAAUGGGGGAUAAGAACACUGAAGCUUAUGGAGCUGCAAUGAAGCAGUUGCUGGACGCAAUAAGUGUUCUAAAUGAUAUCAACCAGUAGAGCGAUGGCGAGGGUUAAAUGACCAGGCCACUGUUCAAGCACAUGACCAAGAUGUCCCUGUGACACCAGGAGCAAAUGGUCUGUCAGGUUCAAUGAAUGUUGUAUCACGCAAGAGGGACCGAGGCAGGCCAACAAAUGCAAGAGCAAAGCCAGGUUAUGAAAAUGUCAGCAAGCCAAGAACAAAGUUUUGCUCAAUUUGUAGAGGGAGGGGUCACAAAGCAUCAGGAUGCCCCUCAUAUGGAGGUGUAGCAAAGAAACAAAGGAAAGUUCCAAAGUGUACAAAGUGCGGCCUAGAAGGCCACAAGAGGAAUAACUGCUCAGGAAGAAUGUUCGGCGUCUUCCAAUGACUUGAUUGCACUUGCAACUGGUUUUGUUUUACGCCUGGCUUGUGCAUUUUUUGGUUUGCAAAUGACUUUUUUUGCUGUUAAGGAAGAUGAAAAAUGAUGCUGUAGUGAACAUUUAGGUUUAUUUUGCGGCCAUGUAGUGAUCUUUCAGUUUCAAGACAUUAAAACUUGGCACUGCUUCAGAUGAUGUGCAAGUGUCAAUAUAGCCAUUGUACUGAUGCGAGAACCAAGUUCAAUUGAAAUUGAAACGGGGCUUGUCUUUUGUCUAA
Molecule: messenger RNA, 1534 nt
Organism: Triticum aestivum (bread wheat)
Lineage: Eukaryota; Viridiplantae; Streptophyta; Magnoliopsida; Poales; Poaceae
Product: protein FAR-RED IMPAIRED RESPONSE 1
Exons: 5
Coding region: 305-688 (127 amino acids)
Molecular function (GO): zinc ion binding
Source: RefSeq, a predicted model, not a curated record